UUUAGUGUUUUCAAGAACUGUUUUCUGUUCUUGAAAACAAAAAACACCAAAAACUUGUUUGGUUGAAAGAGUCAUUUUUGUUUUUGUUGUUCCCCGUGUUCUCAAAAUGGCACUAUUUAGAGAACAACAAAAUGUUGUUUUCCCCGUUUUUGUACUGUUUAUAGAACAAAACUAAAGAACAAAAAACACAUCUGUUCUCCGUGUUUUUCUUUUUCUUCCCGUUCUCAUCUCUCUCCAGCACAGUCGCGGCGCCUCUUCUCCAGCACAGUCGCGACAUCUCCAGCAAGAAACAAAGAUGACAACUGAGAUAACAGAUGUUGAGGAUGCAGGAACAUGGAGAGGUAAUAUAGAGAAAAUCUUUAUUGACAUCAUGGUAAAUGAAGUUAAUAAAGGUAACAUGGAUAGUGGUACAUUUAGUACCAACACAUGGAGAAGGAUCUUACUUGAGGUUAAUAGUCAAGGGAAAAGAAAUUUCAACUUGAAGCAGCUUAAACAAAAGUUUAAUAGACUACGUGCAAUGCACCGUGAGUUCUCUGAUCUUUUAAAGCAUACUGGAUUUGGUUGGGAUGCUGAAACUAACACAGUGCAUGCUCUAGAGGAAACCUGGCAAAAUUACAUUCGGGCACACCCAAAUGCAAAAAGAUUCCGCUCAAAGGGAUGCCCAAACUACAACUUGUUGGGAUUGAUCUUUAAUCCAUCAACAGCAACCGGUGCCCUCCACUACUCUUCCACCCAAGAUCCACCAAACACUGAUGAUGAAGAUGAGAUGGAUGACAAUUUGGAACAUGGUGGAGUGCAUGUGGAUGUAGAUACUGAGAUCCCUGAUGAUCCUCCACAACCAGAAAUGGCAGGAGGAGUGACCACCCGUUCUGGAAAGCGUGUAACUGAUUCUCUAUUAGAGCGUAAAGGUAAGAAAGAAUCCAGAUUAAGUCAAAUGGGAGAUGCUUUGAAAGCUUGGGUUGAGGCAUCAAAGGCUAGAACAGAAACAUCUCGAGCUAGAACUGAGGCAUUAUUGGCUAGAGUGGACAGAUAUAAGAGUGGAACUAGUAGUGAAGCUACUAGUGGAGGUACCACUGAUUUUAGCAUAACAAGGUGCAUGGCAGCCUUACAAACCAUUGAACUGUUAGAUAAUGACAAAUAUUUAAAAGCUGUUGAGAAAUUCACAGUGCCGGAGUGGAGAGAGAUAUUUAUGAAUAUGCCUGAUGAGAGGAAAAUGGCAUGGCUUGAUAGACUUUAAAUGUGAAUGUUUGGAUGCAUAACUAUUAUGAUGACAUUGUAAUAUGUACUAUUUAUCUUUUGGUUAGAAUCUUUUACCAUGCUCUUUAGUUUGUCAUUGUAUGGAUGUUAUUUAUGGUUAUGAAACUUAUAUUAUAACUACUUUAAUAUUCAUUUCGUGCUAUUUUAUAUUGUGAGUUCAUUUGUUUUAUGUAGUAACCAAUGAAUGAUAAUAACACAAGCAGUGGUGAACUAUAUGACUCAACUUCAUCUUCUGAAGAGGGUGAUGAUUUAGAUGAAAUUUUUAUUGCUCACAUUAUGAAUGAGUAUGAGGAAAUAUUUUUAUGCAAGACACCUCAAAGGACAUCAAUGUUAAGUGGUGCACAAUUUGUAAGAGAUAUGAUAGAAGGUCAUCCUCAGACAUGCUAUGAACUAUUUCGGAUGGAUAAAGAAACAUUUAUGAACCUUUGUGAUCAUCUUAAGAGACAUGAAAACUUACAGGAUACACGAUUUGUCACAGUUGAAGAGGCAGUGGCUAUGUUCUUACUAAUCGUAGGACAUAAUGUGAGAAUGAGGGUUGUAGCAGACCGUUUUCAACACUCCACAGAGACUGUCGCUCGACACUUUAAAGAAGUUAGACGUGCAUUAUGUCGACUUGGCAAAAUUCUCAUAUGUCCUAACAAUAUGACCAAUGAGGUGUCUUCAUAUGUUGCUAGUAAUCCUAAAUAUUUUCCAUGGUUUAAGGACUGUAUUGGUGCAAUUGAUGGCACUCAUAUUAGUGCAUGGGUCCCAGCUGAUAGACAAACCAGUUUUAGAGGUAGAAAAACAGUUAUAACACAAAAUGUUAUGUGUGCAUGUAAUUUUGACAUGAUGUUUACAUUUGUUUAUGCUGGUUGGGAAGGAACAGCAAACGAUGCACGUGUCUUUUUAGAUGCAUUGACUAGACCAGAAGUCAAUUUUCCUUGGCCAAGUGAAGGAAAAUAUUAUGUAGUUGAUUCUGGUUAUCCUUGUAUAUCUGGAUUUUUGCCACCAUAUCGAGGUGAGCGAUAUCAUUUACAAGAAUAUCGGGGUAGACAUAAUCAACCUAUCAGGUAUAAAGAACUUUUUAAUUAUAGACAUUCAUCUCUUCGAAAUAUUAUUGAAAGAUGUUUUGGUGUUUUAAAGACCCGAUUUCCAAUAUUAAGGAUGAUGCCUUGUUAUAAGCCAAGUAGGCAACCAUCAAUUGUUGUUGCAUGUUGUACCCUUCAUAAUUGGAUUCGUCUAUCAACUCGAAAUGAUCAAUUGUUUAGAGAAUAUGAGGUAGAAGACCUUUCAAUCGAAGGUGAAGAAGAGAGCACAAGUAGCAGAAACCAUUCAAUUGAUUUAUCAGAUGAGAGUGCAGCAGUUAUGGCAGCUUGUAGAGAUCAAAUUGCUGAAGUGAUGUGGGCAAAUUAUAUUAAUGUCAAUCCAUGACUUGUCUUAUUUUUAAUUUUUAAUAUUUGUCAACACUUUAGUGUUUUGUUAGAAUUUAUAUAUAUUUGUUAACUUAA
Messenger RNA from Vitis vinifera (wine grape), 2744 nucleotides. Its product is annotated as L10-interacting MYB domain-containing protein. The coding region runs from base 1438 to 2667 and encodes 409 amino acids. The transcript has 4 exons. The record is from RefSeq and is a predicted model, not a curated record. NCBI's taxonomy places the organism in Eukaryota, Viridiplantae, Streptophyta, Magnoliopsida, Vitales, Vitaceae.